ACAUUUCAUACACACUCUUCUCACACACAAAGACACGAAGCAAACGCUCUUUGUUUCUCUCUCUGCUCUCUAGAGCUCUGUGGCUUCGUGUUCUGUUUGGUUUUUCCGAUUCUCGGUUGGCCUAUCUUUGUUCUUGAAGCUCAGUCUAUAAAAGACCAUUCUGAGUCUGAUACAGAGUCCUCUGCCUCUUGCUUUGCUCUCUUUCAGUGUGUUUUGUAACUCAUCCUCAUCCCCAUACGUCUUAAUCUAUUACCGCUUCUGAAAUCUUUUAAGAGAUGACUAAGCAAAAUGUGGUAGUGUCCGACGCUGACUCCCAAAUCAUGAACAUGGCGGUAUCGGUUGCUGUCUCGAACGCUUCGGUGUUCCCUGCGGCGGCGGAGAAGCCUCCGAUGGCGCCGGGUGGGUAUAUCUCCAUUUCGAGGAAGAAGUUGAUGAACUUGAAGAACCUUGACAUUAUUAAUGGAGGUGAAAGAAUCACCUCUUGGGUGGACUCAAUGAAGGCUUCAUCUCCCACCCAUAUUCAGUCCUCUACUUGUUUGAUGAAGGACCAGAGUUCUUGGAUGCUGCAACAUCCAUCUGCGCUAGAUAUGUUCGAGCAAAUAAUUGAAGCUUCCCAAGGAAAGCAAAUAGUCAUGUUCCUCGACUAUGACGGCACUCUCUCCCCAAUAGUGGAAGACCCAGAUCGAGCUUUUAUGUCUGAUUCUAUGAGGAAGACAGUGAAAAGACUUGCUAGGUGUUUCCCCACUGCAAUAGUAAGCGGCAGAUGUAGGGAUAAGGUCUACAAAUUUGUACGAUUGGCAGAGCUUUACUAUGCUGGUAGCCAUGGUAUGGACAUUAAAGGUCCAGCAAAAGGUUCCAAAUACAAGAAAGGUGGCCAAGGCGUUCUUUGCCAGCCAGCUAGCGAGUUUCUUCCAAUGAUUGAUGAAGUUUAUAAGCUACUGAUUGAGAAGACCAAAUCAACUCCUGGAGCUAAAGUUGAGAACAACAAGUUCUGUCUCUCUGUGCAUUUUCGCUGUGUUGAUGAAAAGAAAUGGAGUGAACUGGCCUUGCAAGUUAGAUCAGUUUUGAAGGAGUACCCACAGCUUAGACUCUCCCAAGGAAGAAAGGUCUUGGAAAUCCGUCCUACCAUCAAAUGGGACAAAGGCAAGGCUCUUGAAUUUUUGCUGGAGUCACUUGGAUACGCCAAUUGCAACGAUGUUUUCCCUGUGUAUAUUGGAGAUGACCGAACCGAUGAAGAUGCGUUUAAGGUAUUAAGAGAAAGAGGACAAGGGUUUGGCAUUCUCGUCUCCAAAAUUCCAAAGGAGACCAGCGCAACUUAUUCUUUACAGGAACCAGCUGAGGUCAUGGACUUUCUCCAGCGCUUGGUUGAGUGGAAAAGACAAGCAGUACGGGGCCAAGCUAUGUUGUAAAGAUGAGGGUAGAAGAUGGAAGAGAUCAGUAUAAUCCCAGGCACCCUUCCAAGUGUUUUUUACAAAGGGGUGGAGUUAAUUUGGGAAGUUAAUUAGAUAAUGUAAUUUUCUGCUGCUCAAGAUUAAGCAAGUGUAAAAAGGGCAAGAAAAAGGGAGAAAAAUUGUAACUUUUUCUUGGCCGAAAUGCCUUGUACAUUUUGUAUUUAGCCCCUGUACAAGGAAACGUAUAUGUACGUAACUUUGCAUGUUUAUUAAUGCACAGUGAUUAUUGUGACCUAAAA
Molecule: messenger RNA, 1690 nt
Organism: Fragaria vesca subsp. vesca
Lineage: Eukaryota; Viridiplantae; Streptophyta; Magnoliopsida; Rosales; Rosaceae
Product: probable trehalose-phosphate phosphatase J-like
Exons: 11
Coding region: 276-1409 (377 amino acids)
Biological process (GO): trehalose biosynthetic process
Molecular function (GO): trehalose-phosphatase activity
Source: RefSeq, a predicted model, not a curated record